Messenger RNA from Cantharellus anzutake, 524 nucleotides. RefSeq lists its product as uncharacterized. Bases 12 to 389 code for a protein of 125 amino acids. The record is from RefSeq and is a predicted model, not a curated record. NCBI's taxonomy places the organism in Eukaryota, Fungi, Basidiomycota, Agaricomycetes, Cantharellales, Hydnaceae. The transcript is spliced from 3 exons.
CGAGAUUAAAUAUGACUUGUGUGCGCCAGCCUCAGCGCCUCAGUUUUCUUCUGGGUCAAGUCCUCGUCUGUACACAAUAUUCAUUGCUUUAUGCCUUUAGACUGUUCACCUGCGAUGUUCAGUUUUUCUUAGUUGUCUGGUAUGCAAUUGUGUCCAUUUUAUUUUUUUCUCUUUACACAUGUUUGCUGUACGGUUCGGCCUCCAUGCCUUCUUUCUUUUAUGCGCACCCGCUGAGCGCUUUGGCCUCCAUGCCUUCUCUUCUGCGUCUGUGUCUGUGGUACGCUUUGGCUUCUCAGCCACCACCUCUUGCAUCCGCUGCAUGCUGUUGCUCUACAGUCUUUUAUCUCUCUUGCGUCCAUGCAUGCUGGAGUUUAUUUCUUUUUCUAUGACUCUGACGUAUAUUUCUAACUAAUUCUCUUAUUAGUUUUGGUUAGGGUGUUUGGUUGGCGUUGAAUAUUCAGUCUUGCAUUGGAUAAGGCAGUUAGCCUUGGUUACCCUUUGCAAGUUGGAUCCCGGAUGUUUAC